This is a messenger RNA of Mobula hypostoma (lesser devil ray), 1465 nucleotides long. Its product is annotated as zinc finger MYM-type protein 1-like. NCBI's taxonomy places the organism in Eukaryota, Metazoa, Chordata, Chondrichthyes, Myliobatiformes, Myliobatidae. The record is from RefSeq and is a predicted model, not a curated record. The coding region runs from base 68 to 1465 and encodes 465 amino acids. The transcript has 4 exons.
UCUGUCCGUAUCUCUCAACAGGCAGUAAGAUGGAUGGCUGCCCAAAAAUUUGGUCAAAGAGAUAGCAAUGAGCAAUAGAGCCAGAGAUAUUCGACAUCAUUAUGCUUCUGGAAGUGCAAAACGUAAAUUGAAGGAAGAAAAAGAAAGAGGAGACCAACUUGUGAUAUCAAAAACACGUAAGUUGACAGAAUAUUUUGAUGUUCAUGGAGAUGGUGAUGGUGCUAUAACAGCUGAAGCUGGAAAUAUAGGAACAACUAGUACUAGUGCGGCAGAAGGCACGAUACAGCAACAGCCAACAUCCAUUGAAUGUGAAAGAACAAUUGAAAAGAACAAGUACUCUAAUGAUAUUGGCGAAUGGCCAAACAAUCUAGAUGAUGGUGAUCGUGAAUAUCGGAUAGCCAAGGGAAGUGAUGAACGUCAACAUGCUGAGAGUAACUUCUCUUCAUCCAUGCAAUUGUAUGACCAUGAAAAGAAACCUCGGCACUGUCAGGAGUCUUAUUUUACAUAUGUUCAUAAACCUACAAACAAGCAACAUGCAAGAAAUUGGUUAUGCUAUUCAGAAAGCAAAGGAAGCCUAUUCUGUUUCCCACGCAAGGUUAUGACUUCAGGAUGUUCAUCAAAGUUUAGUGAAGAGGGUUUUAAUGACUGGAAAAAUGCAAGCAAUCUAUUAAGUCGACAUGAAGAAAGUUCCUCACAUAGACACACUUUAAUUUCACUGUUGAAGCGCAAAAACAAAGCUAAAUGUGUCAAUUCCCACCUUGUGAAGGAAAUGGAGACUGAACAAAAGUAUUGGCGCACACUUCUAGAGCAAAUAAUUGAAGUUGUGAAGUUUUCAGCAGAACAAGGCCUUUCAUUUCAUGGUAGUGAUGAAACUGUUGGCUCUCCUCAUAAUGGAAAUUACUUGGGGUUGUCAGAAUUACUGGCCAAGUUUGACCCUUUUCUGGCAGAGCAUAUAAAUGCUCGUGCAAACAAAGGAAGGGGACAUAAAUCAUACCUAUCUAAAACAACAUGUGAGGAAUUCAUCAGUCUGAUUGGAUCCAGCAUACUGGAUCACAUUAUCAGUGAAGCGAAUAAAUACAAGUAUUAUUCUGUUUCAUUGGAUUCUACUCCAGAUAUAUCUAAUGUGGACCAGCUGACUUUGACUGUGCGCUAUGUUUUGCCAUCUGAACCAGUUGAAAGAUUUGUGAAGUUUUUGGAUAUGGAAGGUCAUAGUGCUGAACAGCUCGCUCAAAGUUUACUUGACUUUUUAAAGGAAAAUGACAUUGAUAUAAAAGACUGCCGUGGUCAAAGUUAUGACAAUGCCAGCAACCUGAGUGGCAAGUAUAGUGGUGAUGUGUUGGUGGUAUUUGCUCAGGGUCUUCUUCAAGCUGCCCUGGUCGAAAUCCCCUACAAUGAAUGGGAAGCUUUAAAAGGCCCAACUGACCUGUCUACAGAGAACGGUGAAGCCAUGGGGCAGCAGUGCUGA